CCAUCACGCACUAGAUGGUAAGGGAUGACUUGCCGCCCGCGUGUAACAUAACGUCUGCCGCCAGCCUGCCAAGGGCGCCUUGCCCGAUUCCGACCGCGCCGUUCCCCGGACGUUGCAGACAUGCUCAAUACCACUUCGCCUCGCAGGUGAACUCGACUGGCCCGCGUCGUGAGCAAGCCCCGUUGUAUUCGUCAGCCCGUUCCCGCUCGACUGCGGGGCGACGAGCAGCAGCAUGGUUGGCAAGCAAGCUGCGCUGGAUCCCUUCUGGGACAACUCGGACUGGACCCUGGGCCAGUUGUUUAUGAUGGGCUUUGAUGGGACCUCUGUCACCCCGCAGAUUCGCCAAUUGAUUGAGCAGCAUCACAUCGGUUCCAUCCUGCUCACCGCCAAAAAUCUAAAAUCCGCAGAGGAAACUACGCGGCUAUGCUACGAGCUACAGAAAUGCGCCCACGAUUCCGGCCACCCGGUGCCAUUGACCAUCGGCGUGGACCAGGAGAACGGGGGUGUCAACAGCCUCUUUGACGAGAUCUAUAUCCGCCAGUACCCGAGUGCCAUGGGCAUUGCCGCUACUGGAUCAACUGACCUCGCUUUUGAGGUUGCAAAGGCAACCGCGCAGGAGAUUGCGGCAUGUGGUAUCAACUGGAUCAUGGGCCCCUGCUUAGACGUGUUGACGAAUGCGCGCAACCAGCCAUUGGGCGUAAGAACAACUGGCGACGACCCACAAGAGGUCUCGGCCUAUGGCGUGGCCUUUAUGAAGGGCUACAAGGAGGCCGGUGUCGUCACCAUGGGAAAGCAUUUCCCUUCCUACGGCAAUCUAGAGUUCCUGGGCUCGGCUCUAGAUGUCCCCAUUAUCACGGAGUCCUUGGAGCAGCUUAGCCUCAGCGCCUUAAUACCCUUUCGCAAUGCCAUAACCCAAGGUCUCGACUCGAUGAUGGUUGGGGGCUGCGCAAUGUCUUCGGCUGGUCUGAACGUCAUGCACGCUUGCUUAUCGGAUCAGGUUGUUGACGGCCUGUUGCGAAAUGAUCUCAAGUUUGACGGAGUCGUUGUCUCCGAAUGCCUGGAAAUGGAAGCUCUUAGUCACAACAUCGGCGUCGGCGGCGGCACUGUCAUGGCCGUCAACGCUGGCUGCGAUAUCGUGUUGCUUUGCCGCUCUUUUUCAGUUCAACAAGAAGCCAUCAACGGCCUGAAGCUUGGCAUGGAGAACUCUAUGCUCACUAAAGAGAGGAUCAAAGACUCAUUGCGCCGGGUUCUGGGCAUGAAAUCAAAGUGCACAUCGUGGGAAAAGGCGCUCAAUCCCCCUGGAAUCAAGUUGCUGUCCACGAUGCAGCCUUCGCAUACUUCAUUAUCCACGAAAGCAUACAACAACUCCAUCACUGUCGUCCGCGACAAGAAUCGGCUUCUGCCGUUGUCAAACAUCAUCGAACCGGAUGAAGAGCUACUUCUUCUGACACCCCUAGUCAAGCCUCUUCCAGCAUCUGCGGCUUCCUACGCAUUGUCGGAGACCGUGUCAGCCGGCUCACCUGAACCGGCAGUAUGGGAACGGAGUGCUUCCGUCAUGAGCGGAGAGCGUGUAUUCCGGGAACUCGGAAGAUCGCUCGCAAGACAGCGUAAUGGCCGAGUCUUACACACUUCUUACACGGCCAACGGCGUUCGGCCCGUGCACGAAAACCUGAUCAGUCGCGCGAGCGCAGUCAUCAUACUGACGGCCGACGCCAACCGAAAUUUAUACCAAAACGGCUUCACGAAACACGUCUCCAUGAUUUGCAACAUGCAAUACUCAGCGGGAGGCGAGAAGAGGGAAAAGCCGCUCAUUGUAGUUGCAGUGAGCUCCCCGUAUGACUUCGCCAUGGAUCCCUCAAUCGGCACCUAUAUAUGCACUUACGAUUUUACCGAAACGGCAUUGAAUUCUCUAGUAAAGGUGCUCUACGGCGAGCAUAAUCCAGCGGGCGCUCUUCCCGGGACAAUCAGCCAGAGCCAGAAGUUGCACCAGUCGAGACAGCAUUGGCUCGUUGAAACAUUCAACGAGGAAAGGGACGCGAUUGCCCUUGACAAUUUGAUCAAAGCAGUCCUGGAGGGAACACCUCCCAACCAACACUCGGAACUGUCCACCUCCACAUCAAAUUCCUUUCUCCUCCAUCAUCCGGAAGUUGUCGAAGCGCAUUUUGUCGUUCGCAACAGCAGCACACAAGCUUUGUAUGGAUUUUGCUCAACUUACUUUUUUAAGACGACGGGCACAGGGGUGAUAGGGGCUCUGUUCGUGGACCCGGCCCGGCGGAAGCUCUCGAUUGGGCACUCGCUGCACAACCGAGCGAUCAGGACACUUUUGCAGAGGGAGGGCAUUAAGCGUUUCCAGCUCGGCUCUAGGCUACCAAGCAUUUUCCUUGGUAUACCUACGGGGCAUGGCGCGGAGAGGAAACGGCUCCGGUCGUGGUUCGCCAACAUGGGGUGGAGCACGGCGCUCUCGCGGCCCGUGUGCAGCAUGGUUGCGCGAAACCUGUCGACGUGGACGCCGCCGGACGGCAUGGCGAAGAGCCUUGCAAGCGCCGGAGCCGAGUUUGACCUGGUGUACGGGUGGGAGUACGCGGCGGCGGUGCUGGACCACAUCAAGACCAGUAACCGCCAAGGGUUGGCCGAGGUGUACAAGCUCGCGCUGGCGGACCCGGCGGCGUGCGGAAUCAUCCGGGCGAAGCGACCGGAGGACGGGGCGCUGGUGGGCACGGUGGUGCUCUACAACAUGCACUCGCGACUGGGCGAGUUUGUGCCGGCGCUCAAGGACGUCAACGAGUUGGCGGGGGGCAUUUCGUCGCCGGUGAUUUCGCCGGCGGUGGGCGAGUACUCGACGCUGCUGCAGGGGCUGAUUCUGCUGGGGAUGCGGCAGAUCAAACAGCAGGCGUGCAAUGCGUGCAUCCUGGACUAUAUGGACGGCGACGGCAAUUUCGACGGGCUGUCGGCCAUGGGAUUUGAUGUUUUGCAUAAUUUCGAGGAAGUCAGCUGCGACGCGGCGACGUGGUCGAUGGUACCACCUUCGUAGGGAAAAAAUUACAGUGAUUC
Molecule: messenger RNA, 3051 nt
Organism: Aplosporella prunicola CBS 121167
Lineage: Eukaryota; Fungi; Ascomycota; Dothideomycetes; Botryosphaeriales; Aplosporellaceae
Product: glycoside hydrolase family 3 protein
Exons: 5
Coding region: 233-3031 (932 amino acids)
Biological process (GO): peptidoglycan turnover; carbohydrate metabolic process
Molecular function (GO): hydrolase activity, hydrolyzing O-glycosyl compounds; acyltransferase activity, transferring groups other than amino-acyl groups
Source: RefSeq, a predicted model, not a curated record